GGACGAGUUUAAAAUGGAUAACCGCAAGAAACGCGCGGAAAAGCUGCGGGUUAAAAAACAGCUAAAGUCUCUGGAAGUGGAAGCUGCUAAAUGUUCAAACCUGACAGACCUGUUUGGGGUCACCACGCGGCGGGAGAGAGCUGCUGGAGGCAUUCACGGUCGACCACUCGACAUGUGAGAGCCUGAGGAGUUGUUCCCCGUCUGUCCAUGUCCGAGGACUUGCUCUCUUACUGCCUCCACUUCACCACCUUUCUGCUACUGAGACGUCUCUGAUUUGUUGGAACAGACACUCCUCCCUUCAUGAUCACUGAUCAGUAAACAGAACAGAGGAAGCAGCUCGGUCUUUUCACGACACGUCUUCGUCAAAACAAGAUGAAAAAAUUAUUUUUGUUGCUUCUCUUCUGUCAAGUUUCAUCAUCAGUGAAACACUCCCUGAAGUUUUUCACAACUGCAUCAUCUGGAGUCACAAACUUCCCAGAGUUUGUGGGAACUGCAGUCUUUAAUGACAUUCUGUUAGGUUACUGUGACAGCAACACAAAGAAACUAGAACUAAAAUAUGACUGGACAAAAAAAAUAUCAGAAGAGGAUCCUCAGCAGUUGGAGUACUACAAUAUACAGUGUUUUCAGAGAGGGCCAAACUUCUUCAAAGCCACGAUUUCUCAUUUGAAGCAGCGCUUCAACCAAAGUGGAGGUGUCCACAUUUUACAGAGGGUGGGUGGUUGUGAGUGGGAUGAUGAGACUGGAGAGGUUCAUGGUUUUAAUCAAUACGGUUAUGAUGGAGAAGACUUCCUAUCAUUGGACCUGAAGACAUUGACAUGGAUCGGUCCUAAACCACAGGCUGUCAUCACCAAACAGAAAUGGGAUGCUGACAAAGCUAGAAUAGAACACAAUGUUAAUUACCUCACACAGAUUUAUCCUGAGUGGCUGAAGAUGUAUUUGGUCUAUGGCAACAGCUCUCUGCAGAGAACAGAGCUUCCCUCAGUGUCUCUCCUCCAGAAGACUCCCUCCUCUCCAGUCACCUGCCAUGCUACAGGUUUCUACCCUGACAGAGCCAUGAUGUUCUGGAGGAAAGAUGGAGAGGAGUUUCAUGAGGACGUGGACCACGGAGAGAUCCUCCCCAACCAUGAUGGAACCUUCCAGAUGAGCGUCGACCUGAACCUUUCAUCAGUCACACCUGAAGACUGGAGGAGGUACGACUGUGUGUUUAAUCUCUCUGGUGUAAAGGACAACAUCGUCACCAGACUGGACAAAGCAGAGAUCAGGACCAACUGGGCAGAGGAGCCGAGUCACAUGACCGUCCCCAUCACUGCUGCAGUGCUUGUUCUUGCUGUCGUCCUCAUCGCUGUCAUCACUGGAUUCAUCAUUUGCAAGAAGAAGAAAGGUGAGAGAGAAAAAUGGAAAGUAGGCCUACUUUGAAUUUAGUUCUUGAGU
Messenger RNA from Larimichthys crocea (large yellow croaker), 1431 nucleotides. Its product is annotated as major histocompatibility complex class I-related gene protein-like. Gene Ontology annotation, biological process: immune response. The transcript is spliced from 7 exons. NCBI's taxonomy places the organism in Eukaryota, Metazoa, Chordata, Actinopteri, Sciaenidae. The coding region runs from base 373 to 1416 and encodes 347 amino acids. The record is from RefSeq and is a predicted model, not a curated record. Gene Ontology annotation, cellular component: external side of plasma membrane.